AUGAACUUUGUGUACGUACUUAGUGGAUGGGAAGGAUCCGCUUCGGAUUCAAGAAUCCUUAGAGAUGCCAUUUCACGUCGUAAUAACCUCAAGAUACCAAUUGGGAAUUAUUAUUUAGUAGAUGCGAAUUAUACUAACUGCAAGGGAUUUCUAGCACCAUAUAGGCAUACUCGAUACCACGUACAAGAAUGGGCUCAUGAAUUCGACCCUGAAGAGGACACACUACUUGAAGAGGAGCAAGUGCUUAUUGGAGAUGAUCAUGGUGGUAACGAAGAUAGCGAUGAUGACAUGAUUGAGAGCAUAGAGGGCAGCAAUGAUUGGACUGCUUGGCGAGACAAUUUAGCAAACGAAAUGUACAAUGAUUGGAUGAAUUCCCGAAUCAAUUAG
This is a messenger RNA of Arachis duranensis, 387 nucleotides long. RefSeq lists its product as uncharacterized. Lineage: Eukaryota; Viridiplantae; Streptophyta; Magnoliopsida; Fabales; Fabaceae. The record is from RefSeq and is a predicted model, not a curated record. The transcript is spliced from 3 exons. The coding region runs from base 1 to 387 and encodes 128 amino acids.